AUGGAGAACUACAGCAAGGUCCGCAGCGUGGAGCAUCCGUCUGUAUGUCCUUUCAGCGUGCCCGCCGAUACACCGGAGGUGCGGGUCAAAGAUGGCAGCAAGAUCCGUAACCUGUUACGCUUCGCCCUGGGCCGCAUGGAGGCCAAACCCAAGGUAGACGAGGAGGGAGAAGAGGUAAGCGAGGCAGACCGCGGUCCGCCGGGACCUCCCGCCCGGCCCCUCUGCCGCCAGCUGGUGUUCACGGCGAGCGGCAAGGGCGUAUCCAAAGCUAUCACGUGCGCCGAGCUGGUAAAAAAGCGCAUUCGCGGCCUUCAUCAGCAGACCUCGUUGGCCAGCAACACGCUAACGGACGUGUGGGAGCCCCUGGAGCCGGCCGCCGGCCUCGACGGCCUCACCGUCAGCAGAAAGCUGCCCGUCAUUUGGAUUCUCCUUUCUAAGGACCCUCUGGACCAAAGCCUUCCCGGGUACCAAGCGCCCGGACGCUGUGAUAACUUGUGGCCCGGUGAGGAGAAAGAAGAGGCGGGGCCGUACAAGAGGAAGAGGGGCACCGGCAGAGGCGGGGGAGGCAGAGGAAGGGGUGGAGGGCGCCACGCGGGACGUCCUCGGGACAUUUACGCACCAUGCUGA
This is a messenger RNA of Nerophis lumbriciformis (worm pipefish), 627 nucleotides long. Lineage: Eukaryota; Metazoa; Chordata; Actinopteri; Syngnathiformes; Syngnathidae. The record is from RefSeq and is a predicted model, not a curated record.